This is a messenger RNA of Clarias gariepinus (North African catfish), 4183 nucleotides long. RefSeq names its product protein SON (gene sonb). Gene Ontology annotation, molecular function: RNA binding. The record is from RefSeq and is a predicted model, not a curated record. NCBI's taxonomy places the organism in Eukaryota, Metazoa, Chordata, Actinopteri, Siluriformes, Clariidae. Gene Ontology annotation, biological process: regulation of mRNA splicing, via spliceosome; regulation of cell cycle. The transcript is spliced from 10 exons. Bases 117 to 3050 code for a protein of 977 amino acids.
AGUAAGGUGUAAACGGCGGCAAAUGGAAGCCGGAAGUCCGAUCUCCCCGUUUCCGGUCUGCACAGAGGCAUUGUGGGACAUCAGUCAAUCGAGUCCUCCGAGCUUGGCUGGAGGAAAUGGCAACCAAUAUAGAACAAAUAUUUCGGGAUUUUGUAAUGAAUAAAAUAAAGGAGAUAGAAGAUGAAGGCCACGAUAAGAGCCAUACAGACCAAAUGGAAACUAAUAAUGGGGAGUCACACACUGACCUAGGGACGGGACUGAAUAAAGACGCCCCUCAGGUUGACGCACUGAGCACAGCCACAGAUAAAGUCUCAAACGCUACAUCUCAAGGCAAUGGGGGCAAAGAAGAAUUUAAUACAAAACACAAGAAAUCCAAAAAGCACAAAAAACACAAAAGCAAAAAGAAGAAGAAGAAACGGAAAGAAGAUAGAGAGAGCAGCUCAGAGUCUGGUGGAGAGACGCAGGAAAGUGUAAAGAAAAAGAAGAGAAAGAAACAGAAAAAACAUAAACAUGGAGAAAAAGGAAAAAAAUCUGAUUUACACUCUGGUAGCUCUUCUGAAUCAGUCUCUGAAAUGAUCCCCUUGGCAGAAACUGCUAAAUCCUUAACUGUGAAGAUGCCUCAAGAUUUACCGGACAUAAUUCCCAAGCUCGAGACCACUUCUGACAAACUCAAAGUCAGUAAAAUAGCCAAAAGAAGCUCUAGUCGCUCAAGUACACCCCGGCAAGACAAGGAUUUGAGAAGGCAGCGCUCCCGUUCCAGCUCGGGCAAAAAGAAAACAAGACAUAGAUCCAAGUCCCGGUCACCAAAACAAUCUCCAAGAUCAAGGUCCAAAUCCCUUUCAAGGAAAAGUCCAAGACGUUCUACACAAAAAAGACAAAGGAGUAGAUCCAGGUCACAUUCGAGAUUACGACGACGUAACAAACGGUCCAGAUCCCGUUCAGCCACAAGAGGCAGACGCUCACGAUCCAGAUCACAGUCUAGACAAUAUAGAUCAAGGUCUAAUGUAAAGAAGAGCAGAAGGUCUCGGUCAAAAAGUAGGUCCUAUUCACCUCAUUCCAGACGGUCUAGGUCUCGCCCGAAUGACCGGCGUUCUACAUCAAGUUCCCGGUCAAAAUCGAGAUCUGUUUUAAGUGAUCAGCAUCCUGAGAGCGAGAGACAAACUAACAGUACAGCUAUGGAAAAAACAGAGCACGUUGAUGACUCUCUAAAGACAAAUUUAAACGAAGCAGAAAAUGAAAAAAACGACCCAGCGACCCCCUCUGCCAUUAUUAUUAAAGAUGUCAUUAUAAACGAAGAGCAAGUUCCCAGACCUGCUGGCUCAUGGAGACCGAUUCCUUUAUUGGAUGCAGGUGUGUGUGUCUCUGGCUCUUCUGAGACCAACCUUACACCUACAAUACCUAUGGAUAUAAAAGACGUUCCAGCAUGUAUCUCAGAUGAUGUACACCUCCAAAGCACUGAAGAAAAAGAAGAAAUUAGUAAUGCUGAACAGGAAGACUCACAAAUAUUUCAACAGAAGUCCAAAUUACUAAAGCAAAGGCCCUCAAAAUCACCCUCGAGAAAAAGAUCAACUUCAAGUUCUCCUCAUAAACGACGGCAGUCCAGGUCAUCCUCCAGGAACAGCAGAAAGUCUCCUUUGCAAAGGAAAAGAUCCAGGUCUAGAAAACGGACCAGACGUUCUAAAUCCAAGUCGCCCAAAAGGAAAAGGUCAAAGUCCCAUUCGCCGCGGCGCCGGAGAAGGUCAAGGACCUCAGAUAGAAAACGCUCGAAAUCUAGACACAGGUCCCGCUCCAAAUCCAGAAGGUCUAGGUCUGGCUCACGUCGGAAAAGAGGUGCUUUCAGGGGCCGAAUGUUUAGUCAGAGGGAUCGGUGGAAACGAGAACCGAGCCGUUCUCCUGUUGUCAUCCUGCGGAAAAAAAGGUCCACCUCUCGAACCCGCCGUAGUGCCAGCAAGACACCUCCACGCCUUACCGAGCUGGAUAAAGAACAGCUUCUUGAAAUCGCCAAGGCUAAUGCCGCAGCCAUGUGUGCUAAAGCCGGCAUGCCAAUUCCAGAGAGCCUAAGGCCAAAAACCGUCCUUCAGCUGCCUUUGCCAACCCCAAAUCCCGCAUCAUUGCCCUUAUCUCUUCCCUUACCUGUUAAUAUUCCCAUGGGAAUACAAGGGAUGUCGAACAUGUCCAUGAAUGCUGCCGUGGCUAGCAUGACUGCUGCCACCAUGACCGCAGCUUUAUCGGGCAUGAACGCUCUUACUGCCAUGCCACAGUUGGCCCCCCUGCCUACAAUAACCAACAAGCCUCCACCGUCAGCCACACCAAAUCUCAAUCUGGUCUCUAUCGAAGAAGCGAAAAAGAAACUGGCAAAGCAAGCAAACAGCUACAGCAUCAAGGAGCUCACGGAAAAAUGCAAAAAGAUCGCAGAGAGUAAGGAGGAGAUGGCUAUCGCGAAGCCGCAUGUUUCAGAUGAUGAGGACGAUGACAGGCCGUUUGGAGGUGCUGCCCUUAAGGAGAAUAAGGGCAUUACCUUCAGUCUCAGUAACCCUUCGGUAAAGCCGACAGUCAGGUCUGAGGCUGCCUUUGCCAAGGAGUUCCCGGUGUCUUCGGGUUCUCAGCACCGCAAAAAAGAGGAAGAUGGUGUGUACGGAGAAUGGAUGCCCGUGGACAAGAAGACUGAUAAGGCAGGGACCCCGUCAGUAUCUUCUGGGGCUGAGGAUCAAACCAAAGUCAGCGAUAGCGUCUUCCCUGAGGCACCCUCACAGCCAGUGGACAUCACGCUUGCAAUUAGUGAAAGAGCAGUGGCGCAGAAGAGAUUGGCAGAGAAUCCCUUUGACAUCAACGCCAUGUGCAUGCUUAAUCGUGCACAGGAGCAGGUGGAUGCUUGGGCCCAGUCCAACACUAUCCCAGGCCUAUUCACCGGUUCUACAGGUGCUCAAGUGCUCUCAUCUGAAGAGCUGUCCAACAGUGGCCCACAGGCUUGGAUCAAGAAGCAGGUGCAUUGCAAGAGGGCCAUCAUGCCUCACUCAUUGACUAUAGACUACUUAGUAAGUUUUCUUUGAAAGAUGGGAGGAAGGAAAAGCACUUGAAGUAAGUCACAUGGAGCAACCCUGAUUGAAAUAUCAAAGUUUAUUAUAUCAAAAAUAAAAGAGUGAACUUCCAGUAGUAGUGAUAGGGAGUCUACUAGGACAUCCUGGGAACUGGAACAACAAUCUGUCCUAUUUUUGAUGGAAACUGUUUUUAUAUAGACAUUAACACACAUGGAAUAAUGCAGUGACCAGGAAGUUAAAUCAAAACUGUUUAUACCAAUCAGUCAUAACAUUCAAACCACUGACAGGUGAAGAAACAAACAUUGAUCGUCAGUGGCUACAUACAAUGGCUCAUGUCAAGGGUGAGAUCUAUUAGGCUGCAAGUGAGCAGUCAGUUCUUUAACUUGAUGUGUAGGACAAAUUGACAGGAAUACGGUCCUUAGUAACGCUGACAAGCGCCAUAUUGUGAUGGCUAAUUGACCGGGUUAAAGCAUCUCCAAAACAGGUCUCAUGGGUUGUUCACGUUAGUAUUUACCAAAGGAAGGUGAACUGGGGGGAUGGGGUAGGCCAUAGCUCAUUGAUCCAUGUGGAGAAUAAAGUCUAGUUUGGUCUGAUCCAUCAGGAGAUUUACCUUAGCACAGAAUCGCUCAAAAAAGUGAAUGGAAGGGUGUCGGUACACGCAGAGCUCAAUAAAUCGCGUGUUGGCAGGCUUUAAAAAUUAAACACGUUUUAUUUUAAUGCUACAAGAUCACCAUAAUCCCAAAAUUUAGUUUAAAAUAAAAAAAAAACUAAUGAACUAAAAUAAAAUCUAUUUAAAUUAAAUAGUCAUUUAUUUAUUUUCCAAAGCCACAGAGUGCCACAGCAGAGGGAUGAAAGCGCCACAUGCGGCUCUGGAGCCACUGUUUGCCGAACCCUACUCUAUCGGAUCUGCUGGACAAACAAGUCUGAUCUAUGGAGGUCCUACCUCACAACUUAUAUAUGUGUGCUUAUAAUGUCUCGGUGCCAGAUACCAUAGCACUCCUUCAGAGCGUACAUGGUAUUAGGCAGGGGGGUUUAAUGUUAUGGCUGAUCUGUGUACAUCUGAAGGGUUCAUCCAAGAGGAUUUCUUAAAAUAUUCCAAGCUCCUUACUGCUUCAAUAACAUUCUAAAUGAAAACCAUUUAUUAA